Salmo salar (Atlantic salmon) is the source of this 4900-nucleotide messenger RNA. RefSeq names its product calpain-5. The record is from RefSeq and is a predicted model, not a curated record. Gene Ontology annotation, cellular component: cytoplasm. Gene Ontology annotation, biological process: proteolysis. Gene Ontology annotation, molecular function: calcium-dependent cysteine-type endopeptidase activity. Lineage: Eukaryota; Metazoa; Chordata; Actinopteri; Salmoniformes; Salmonidae.
UCAGUCCGCAGCUCAGCCUGCUGCUCCUCGUAGGCUCCUCCCUGGCGUGCGCGAGAGGAGACCGAGAUCCGCAAGCGGUUCAGAGGGGGGGGUGCGUCGCGCAGGCAGGACCGAGGAGGAAUCACCACAGCCCCGGCCGGGACUGCCAGACCCGACCCGCUGGAUCCCUGGAGGAACGGAGAGAACACGUCGCCCAAGGGAGAGGAGCUCUGUUCAGGAUGUUCUCGUUUGUGAAGGCCUUCGAGGGGCAGCAGUACUCCACCCUGAAGAGGCAGUGCCUUGCCAGCGGCCUGCUGUUCGAGGACCCGCGCUUCCCCGCAGUGGAUGACACCCUCUUUUACCAGGGCAACAGGAUCGGACGUGUGCACUGGAAGAGACCCCGGGAGCUCUGUGAGGACCCUCACCUGUUUGUGGAUGGAAUCAGUGCGCACGACCUGCACCAGGGCCAGCUGGGAAACUGCUGGUUUGUGGCGGCGUGCUCCAGCCUGGCCUCCAGAGAGUCCCUGUGGUCCAAAGUCAUCCCAGACUGGAAGGAGCAGGAGUGGGACACAGAGACGCCCGAGUCAUAUGCCGGGAUCUUCCACUUCCGCUUCUGGCGCUUUGGCGAGUGGGUGGACGUGGUGAUUGAUGACCGGCUGCCCACGGUGGACAACCAGCUGGUCUACUGCCACUCAGAUGACAGUAACGAGUUCUGGAGCGCACUGGUGGAGAAGGCCUAUGCCAAAGUGUACGGCUGCUACGAGGCCCUGGACGGUGGGAAUACAGCGGAUGCACUGGUGGACUUCACAGGGGGUGUGUCGGAGCCUAUGGACCUGCUGGAGGGCCAGAUGGCCACGGACGAGAUGGCCCGCAACCAGCUGUUUGAGAGGGUGCUGAAGGUCCACAACCGGGAUGGCCUCAUCAGCUGUUCCAUCCGGGCAACCACCGUGGAGGACAUGGAGGCGCGGCUGGACUGCGGCCUGGUCAAAGGCCACGCAUACGCGGUGACGGAUGUGAAGAAGGUGCGUCUGGGCCAGGGCCUGCUGGCCUUCUUCAAGUCAGAGAAGCUCAACAUGAUCCGCAUGAGGAACCCAUGGGGAGAGAAGGAGUGGAGCGGGCCCUGGAGCGACAGCUCAGAUGAGUGGAAGAAGGUGAGCAAGAGUGAGAGAGAGAAGCUUGGUGUCACCGUGCAGGACGACGGAGAGUUUUGGAUGACGUUUGAUGACUUCUGCCAGUACUUCACAGACCUGAUCCUGUGCCGCCUCAUCAACACCUCCUACCUGAGCAUCCAUAAGACCUGGGAGGAGGAGGUGAUGAGGGGCUCCUGGGUCCCCCGCCAAGAUCCCCUGAGGAACCGCUCUGGGGGCUGCAUCAACCACAAGGCCACCUUCCUGCAGAACCCACAGUUUGUGUUUGAUGUGAAGAAGGUAGAGGAUGAGGUGUUGAUCGCCCUGCAGCAGAAGGAGAGGAGAGCCACCACCAAAGAGGGCAAAGGAGAUAACCUGGCCAUAGGCUUUGACAUUCACCGGGUGGAGCUGAACAGAAAGUACCGCAUGCACACGGCCCAGCAGAAGGUGGCGGGCUCCAUCUACAUCAACUCGCGCUGCGUCUUCCUCAGGAAGGAGCUCAAAGAGGGUCGCUACGUCAUCAUCCCCACGACUUUUGACCCCAGGCAGCAGGGUGACUUCCUGUUGCGGGUCUUCACCGACGUGCCUUCAGACUGCAAAGAGUUGAACCUAGACGAGCCCCCUCAGACGUGUUGGACGGGCAUGUGUGGUUACCCCCAGCUGGUCACCCAGGUCCACGUUCUGAGUGCAGAGGGACUCCAGGGCCAGGACUCUAAUGGGGCCUCUGACCCGUACGUCAUCAUCACCUGUGAGGGGGAGCGGGUGCGCUCACCGGUGCACAAGGACACACGGAGCCCCAACUUUGACGUCAAAGGCCUGUUCUACCGCAAGAAGCCGAAGGAAGGCAUCCACAUUGAGAUCUACAAUAAGAACGUGAUUGUGGAUACCUUCCUGGGUCAGGUGACCCUGUCCAGUGACCCUAACGACCGGCAGGUGCAGCACACGCUCCACCUUCGCGACAAGGGCAAUCGCCAAGACAAUGACCUCCCAGGCACAGUCACCGUGCGCCUCAUCACCUGUACCACGCUCAUCAACAUAUGACGUCCCUUCCGUCGCAGCUCUAGCCAUGGAAUGUCGGAGCUUUACCUUUGACCUUUGUCAUCAUGACACCCCUUUGCCUCCCCCUCCCCUCCCCACCCCUAAACCGAGCAUGGCAAUUAACCUGUUAACCCUGGGAUCUAGCUCCACCCGACCCGGCGCCCCCCUGAACAUAUACAGACACAGCUUGGUGUCUUUUUUUCUCUCUCGCUCUCUCUCUCUCUCUCACACACGCGCACACGCGCACACACACACACACACACACACACACACACACACACACACACACACACACACACACACACACACACACACACACACACACACACACACAGGCCGUGUCUGAAUACCUGUACUUGCGUUCUAAAUAGUAGGCUAAGUAUGCGAAAAUAGAAAGUUUCAUAGUAUUUGACAAACAGUAUGCUUUAAAACUUAGUAUGCUUUAAUUGCCAGGAUGCCAUACUGAUUUCAUUUUUUCAUCUAGUAUAAUUUGCUGCACACUAUUGAGGAAGAGAAGCAUAAUUUCAGACCCAAGUGUGAUUGACAACAGCUGAUAAUAAGCUAUUCAUCAGACGGGCUGUACCAAAAUGAACGAAUAGCGGUAACUAACUGAUUAGAUGACGCAUUCUCAGUAUGUUCCUUACUGCAUACAUAUACUAAACAGUACGUUCUUAAUAGUAUGUAGCAUGAUUAGUACACAGUAUUUAGUUUUAGUAAGUAGUAGACAAGACAGAUUUCAGAAACAACCACACACUCCUAUCUCUCUACAUGCCUUCAACUCUCCCACACACACAUACCUUUUAACAUGCGCCUGCACUCCUCAUACAUCUCCCAGUGUCACUAAGGGCUAUGCAUCGCCUUAAGGCUGAGUGGGUCUCUUUAGGACCCUGAGUCUUUUUAGGACCAGCCAUAUGUCGGGUGGGAGGGGUGUCAUGGUAUUGGGUGGUAUACUGGGACCCCCUCUAUCCAUCCUAUUCGCUGAGUGUUUUUUACUGUCUCUUGACUGAUGUCACAACCCCAUUGUAGUCCCAGAAAUACCAUAUUAUCAGCCUUUUACUGUUUCUUCCAUCAAUGACUGGGUGUCAUUUGGGAUGCAACCUCUAUCUAUCAUCCACUUUCUAUAGUCCCCACAAAACAAGCCAACUACCAAGAAAGUGACGCCAAAAGCACCGAUGAACACUGCUGGUGUUUAUGUGAGUGUAGUCUUGCCUCCUCCCCCCUCCAUCCCAUCCAUCCCCCUUUCCUCCUCCCACUCCCGUCCCCUCGGACUACGCUUCUACCGGUUGCCAUAGACGAUAUCGAGUUUAGCAUGGCUAAAACAGACUGCCUGCAUUGAGCAUCCCCCAUCCUCCUUUAUACACACACACACACACACACACACACACACACACACACACACACACACACACACACACACACACACACACACACACACACACGUAGCUUAGCAACCGGAGCUUUUGAUAUGCCCCAGUGGAGUGACUGUGGAGCUCCGCCUGCCAUAAUCAAGUGCUUUACGGGACCAAAGACAGAUCAGGCUUUCCCUUCUCUCUCCCUCUCUUGCCGGCGCCAGUCGCCACCGUGCCACGUCAAUCGGUCUUCUCUAUGGCAACGCCACUGCCUGACACUUCCUGAGUCCUGGGACUCCUGUCAUGUGACCUGGGCUUUCGACUUGUGGGCCUUUGAAUCAUGUGACCCAAGAAACAGUAGUUGUUGUCCCUCUGUCUGCGUAAAUCAGUUGUGUGUGGGGGUGGGGGUGAGUGUGGGUUGGGUGUGCAUGUUUGCGAACAUACAUUCAUACGUGUGUUAUGUCUGUGCCUUUGGACACACCAUGCACCUCGCUUAGUUCUGACGGGCUCACAGGCUUGGCUGGAUAUAGGGAUGAGUGGAAGAAGAGAGAGAGCGAAGGACGGAGAGAAGAGCGGGAGGAAAUCCUUCUGUCGACUCCUGCCAAAAACAACCUGUGCCAUAGCCUUGGUCCUGGCUCUGACUCUGUUGUGACUCUAUACUGUUCCAGAAAGAAACACAGACAUUUUGGAUUAGCAUCACUGUAAACUCAGUGCUAUUUGAAAUGGUAGUUUGAAAAGUGUGGCUUUUUGUCUUGCCAAGACAGAGAGAGACUAUGUCUUCAUACAGAACCAUCACUGGUACAAACAGUUAGCAUAUCUUCUCACGUAGGUCAUGUCGCACUCUUUUGACCUGCUUUCCACAGGCUAAUUAUAUCGAUCUUUGACAGUGGCGAGCGUUGGAGAUAAAAGAGAUACAAGCCCCAUACGCUAUGUCGUCAUGUUGAGUAUCUUUUCAAACGUAUGAUAUGAUUGCAGAGACUUUUGUAGUGCAGGAUCUGAUAGUAUGUCUGUGUACGUCUUUUUAAAAAUAAUUUAUUGUUUACAGCAUCGUCAAGAGGAUCAGUCAAGAAACAACAACAGAUCCUACAUCAGUUGUGAAUCAUUCCCAAGACAUUUCUUUUUUGAAUGUAAUGCGGAGAGCAUUGACCAAUCUCUCUGUCUAUCAAACCAUCAAGCCCUUUCACUUGUUUACUUGUGUUUUUCCACCGCCUUUUUUUCAUUACUUGAACCACAAUGGGAUUUGUACAUUUUUCAAAACUUGUAUUGUCACAUUUGUUUAAUUAUACUGAACAAAAAUAUAAACGCAACAUGCCAUAAUUUCUACGAUUUUACUGAGUUACAGUUCAUAUAAGGAAAUCACUCAACUUAAAUCAUUGGAGGCUGGUGGGGGGAGCUAUAGGAGGAUGG